Molecule: messenger RNA, 1761 nt
Organism: Dinoponera quadriceps
Lineage: Eukaryota; Metazoa; Arthropoda; Insecta; Hymenoptera; Formicidae
Product: muscle-specific protein 20
Exons: 4
Coding region: 102-611 (169 amino acids)
Biological process (GO): actomyosin structure organization
Molecular function (GO): actin binding
Source: RefSeq, a predicted model, not a curated record
GACGCGCAGCGUCCGAUUUAGUUUCUACUCGGCAUCAUCUAAGUUUCAAAGUCAGAUCUAGCCGGGAAAAACUAUCGUCGUCGAGGAAACGACAUUGCAACAUGCCGGGUCGCAAUAAGGAGCAGGAGGCUGAGAUUCUCAGCUGGAUCGAGGCUGUAAUAGGCGAGAAACUCCCUCCCGGGAACUUCGAGGAUAUCUUGAGAGACGGUGUAAUCCUUUGCCAAUUAAUCAACAAACUCGCGCCCGGAUCGGUGAAGAAGAUUCAAUCUAAGGGCACGAAUUUCCAACUUAUGGAAAAUAUUCAAAGAUUCCAAGCAGCGAUCAAGAACUACGGUGUCCCGCAAGAGGAAAUUUUCCAAACCGCGGAUCUCUUUGAGAGACGCAACAUCCCUCAAGUCACCCUCUGCUUGUACGCGUUGGGCAGAAUCACUCAGAAACAUGAAGAAUGGACUGGGCCAGGAUUGGGACCGAAGAUGGCGGAAGAGAACAAGAGAACUUUCACGGAAGAACAGCUUCGUGCCAGUGAAGGUCAAGUGAAUCUUCAAAUGGGUUACAACAAAGGUGCUACUCAAGCCGGCCAUGGCGGCUUCGGCAAUACGCGACAUAUGUAAAUUUUUCUAGCAAAUUAACGUACUGCUACCACUACAUACAUCUACAAUGACUACUUAGGCCAUCGAACAUGAAACACGGUAAAAUAAAAACGUCGAAAUAAGUCGCAUUUUUUUUUAAUCACGUCUAAAAUGCGAGGACAAAAUCCUUCUUAAAGAGUAUUUCCCGAAUUCUCGUAAGUCUCGCCAAAAACAACUAUAAACUUUUUACUGUCAUGAUUGUUAUCGGUAUAAACGAGAUCAAGUAGUUUGCGUUAAUACUUUUUUUCCGUGUUACGAAUAAUGUAAAUCGCCUGUUUUACACCGUCACGAAUAAGUAUGUCUGCGGUAUCAGAGAUUACGACCAUUACUACUUUUUAGUCAGGCCUAAAUGUUGAUAUUUAACAACUCUAAUAUACAUUAUUUUCUUUUUCUCUUUUCUACGUAAAGCACCAAUAAGCAGCGUUAAUUGUAACCUUCUGUCUAUUCGCAGAAAAUAUUUUUUAUAUGAACUCAUAACAGUGUAGUUUGCAUGUGAAUGUAAGUAUGAGCUCCUUUUGCUAUCGACGAAAUUGCGAUAUAUCUAGAAGUGCUUUAUAUAUUUUACGGAGAAUAUUAAUUUAUUUAAAUAUACGUACACGUACAAUACAUCAUCACCUACUCGAACAAUUUUUAACGCACAAUUACACUUUCGUAUUAAAUGCGUACUCGUUGCCAAUUGAAUACGUGUUAUCUUAAACAAAAGGCUACGCAUCAAUAUUACACAAACGUUUGAUAGAACAUUACAUAAACAUUUACACGACGAUAACAACAUUUACACCAGAUAUUCACACUAUAUCCUGUGAACAUACACGUAAACAUACACGUACAUCAACAUAUACAUACACGCAACACUACACUACACUACAUUAUUAUACAGAUAUUAAUGCACAUAACUCAAAAGGUCCAAUAAAUUCAUAUAUAGACCUCUAGAAUAUACAAAAAUAAUUUUUACAUUUUCCUAUACGAUAUACAACUACCUUGCAGACUUCAAAUAAUAUUUCGCUAAAACGAUGUUCCCGCAAAUUUAAAUUAUGUCGCGGACAAGUUGGCUUUUCUAUAUAUUUUGUGAAUCAAAUUGUACGAGUCCACAGUGUUUGUAGACUGGAAAAUUAAAUCAGUAUGCAAAAUUCUG